UGAACUUCCUUCAACUUUCAGGCAGUGGCUGUUGGGACCAGAUUCCUCAUGACUCCCCGGGGCCUCUGAACAGCCUUCUCGGCACACAGUUCCAUCGAGUCCUGGAGAGAGGGACUAACAGGCUUGAAAGAGGUUUCUCUUAGGCAAAGUAUUUGUCCUCACCCCACCCUACUCCCCCACCCAAGGCAGAUGUUGAGCUGGCCUUGGGGAGGCUAAGCAGCUUGGUCUUGAGACUGAUCCAGUUUGAAGUCCCUCAGAGCACCCAGCCUGGAGGAGGUCAUUUCUGAGCCUUUGAGCCCAUAGGAGCCGUUGUCAUCCCCCUGAGCAGCAAGUCCGGAAGGCAGCUACCUGCACACGCAGGCCAGCUGGGCCAUCCCGCAGCACAGACUACAGCCGCCCAGGGACAGGGUGCUGUCACUCUGAGACUGUAGGCUCCAUACCGGCCCCGCGGUGGUAAUUUCCACAGGCCCCUCAGAAUGUCCAGAAACGUAUGGCCUCAGGAGGAGCAGGAGCUGGAGCUUGACUGUAGAGACUUGGGGCUCCUGGGAGAUGUGAGAGAGUGUUACAGUGACCCCUCAGUGCUGGAGAGACAGCUGGCCAGCAGGAUCAGGGCCAUGUCCACUGCACAGCAGGGCCAGGCAUUGAACAUCAUUUGUCGCUACCUGGAAGGGCACACCCAGCAACCACCGUCGGGCUCCCAAGACCUUCAUAUCAUUGGAACUCUUGAACUUCCACCAGGAAGGGCUGGAAGGUUGGAGGGAGUCAGGGCACCUGUGGCUACUCCAUAUCAGCAGCCCCCGGGGCAGCAGCGUGUGGUGGACACAGACAUCAGCGUGCAGAAGCUCCUGGAGUCCCUGUGCCUGGCACCCGAGCGGGCCACGGAUAAGACCCUCCUCUUCCGCCUCUUUGGGCUGAUCCUUUGUGAGUGCACAGAUGCGGUGCUGGUGAAGAAGUACCUCACCUCCCUUCUGGAGCUGUCUCACCAGGACUUCAGCCAGCGGGAGGACAUCGCACUGGCUGUGGGCUUGGCAUCCACUACGCACCUGGAGGAGGUGUGGGCCCUGCUGGAACACCUGGGCAACACCUGGUUCUUGAGGUGGAGGAACCUGUGCCCUGAAGGACAGCACCCAGAUGCCAACCUGCACUGGAAGUGGGUCAGCAGCACCGUCUUACUGUGCUAUGGACAGAUGGCCGCACAUGCCAAGGAGCGGAUCCUGCCCUGGGUAGACAGCAUCACCUCCUGGAUGGUGCACUACUUUUCCUGCAGCCGCAGUGAUACUGUCCUCAAAGUCAGCUUCCUUUCUGCUGCUGUCCUGCUCACCAAAGUACUCAGGCAGGACUAUGGUGCUCAGAGGUACAGGUUCACCCAGAUACCGGAGAUCAUCCAAUGUCUCCUGUGGAUCCUCCAGGAAGAGCCCAACUGCCUGGUCACCCUGUCUCGGCAGAAGAUCAUGUUGGUCAUUAUAGGACUGAGCAACCUGCGGCCCAGCCUCCCGCCCUGGGUCAAGUCCAGGGUCAUAAAAGUCUGCCUGCGAAGUGUGUAUGCGCUGCCCCCUACAGAGAAGCUGCCAAGCUGCCUGCCGUCACUGGACCCAUUCUCUAGCGUCGAUGUCAUGAGCAUAUACAACAAGACAGUGCAAGCCCUCGACCUGCUCCUCCAGAACUUCUUCGCUGAGAACCCCAGGAUGGAUGAAGUCUGCUUCCUCCUGCAGCACAUGGAGCACUGGCUGCAGUCGGACAACAGCCAUGAGCGGCGGCGGGCUGUGCAAUCCAUUCUCCUGCUUCUGCAGUGUGUGGUAGACACUCUGAAGUCCACAGAAGAGGCCAUGCCUUCCGUGCUGGGCCACCAGCUAGGCCUGCUGACACUGCUAUGGUGGGACACAGAUGCAGAGACCCAGAGCCUUGCCCACCAGUGUGUCUAUCUACUCCUGCAGCUUUCUGUGCAGCAGAAGGGAACAAUGGUGUGUCUGCGCCAGAGCAAGGUGAAGUGCUUCAAGGUCAGGACCUCUGGAAAAGGGGAGGCGGAGCUCAAACAUUUGGUGAAGGUUUUCUCCAGACAUGAGCCCGUUUGGAGCUGCAGGCCUAAGGCCUUCGACAAGGUUCUGAGUGAGGACCAGCACACACAGCUGGUGCUCAUGCUGCUGCACGGCCUCAGCAGCCACAGCCUCCUGCAAUGUCAUCUGGCCUCCAAGCUCCUCCUGAUGAUCUUCGAGGGCCGCAGCAUCAAGCCAGAGCAGGUGGCCGAAGUCCUGCAAGGCCUCUUCCAGGAGGUGCCAAGUUUCCACUUCAAGAAGACCCAGCAGACCAUGACAAGGGUCAUGAUAGCUCUGGGGACCCAGUACACAUCAGAGGUGGCUGAAGUGCUCCUGUCCCUGUGCCACCCCUCAGAGAAGCAGAUCCUAACCCUCUGGAUAUCCCUGGCUUCCAAUUCCAAACUGGCUCGAAAUGUCAUGACCCUGCUCUACAUGAAGCUCAAGCUGCACCCCUCCUUGGAGAUCAUCCAGUCCACCCACCAGGCUUUGGGUACCAUUUAUGAGCUCCUCUACAUGCAGGAGUACAGGGCCAUAGUCCGCAAGGCCUUUGCGGGGAUCCUCCUGGGCCUGCUCACACAGCUGUACUACCUACUCGAGCUGGGCAUGGUUGAGGGCUUCUUGGACUACCAGGAAGACAUCCUGGACUCCAAGCCCCUUGGGCCCUGCAGGACCUGCCUAGAAGCACUGAAGGGCCUCUUCUGGACCACUCGGUACUGGGAGGUGUUCGCCCACAUCAAACUGCUCAGAGGCUGGGAGCUCUUUGGGCACCUAGAGACCUACACGGAGGGAGUGACCGUUCUGGCCAGGGCCAUGGCACUUUAUGGCUGUGAGGUCAAGGCUGUCUUGGGACAGGCCAUCGUCUCCAUGAGGAGCGCUGAGGAGCAAGACAACAUUGUGGCCAUCCUCAUCAUCUCAGAGUUUCUCAACAGUCCAGAGGUUCCUAAGUACGUGUCCCAGAGGACCAUGAAGAAACUUCUGAGCCUGGGCCUGAAGAGUCCCAACUGGCUGGUACGGGCCAUGAGCCUGAAGGGCUUCAGUAGCAUCCUGAUGAACCCCAAGAAGGUGGCCCUGCUCCAUGGCAUGCUCAGGGAUCUGGUAUACAGCUUUCUGCAGCCCCAGCCCCAGGAUCCCCUGGGUCUGAUAGUAAUCCUGGGCGACAUCCUGCACCGUCUGGGCCUCCAGGGAGUUGGCGCCAUCAGCGUCCAGAUUGCCCAGCACCUGCUGCAGCUGUUUGAGCAUGGGCAGCAGCAGGAAGAGGAGAUGCAAGACCCCUUGGAGAAUGGUUGGACGAUCCUUAGCUGGGCAGGUGGGAGGGGGACGCUGCAAUUCCUGCAGAAAAAGGUGAAGGUGCGUGGAAGUGCCAUCCUGCUGUUUGGGGAUGUUAUCUACAGUGGUGGCGGAAAGUUCCAGCAGACGCUCAAGAACUUGGCCUUCCAGGCCCUGGUGCCUCUGCUCUUGCACCUAGCCGAUUCCUGCCAAGAGGUUGUCAUGAGGACAAAGUUCACCUUCUUUCGCUGUGCCAUCUUGCUGAAGUGGGAGUUCCGAAAGGAGCUGUUCAGCAAGUUGGCGUGGGGCCAAGGACUGAGCGCCGAGUACGACAUUUUUGUCUUCAUGGUGGAGAGCAACUUCGGUAGACACCACCAGUUUUUCAUGCAGGCCCUGACCUACCUGGUUAGCCCCUACAGGAACCUGAAGCUGGCAGCUAUGAAGUUCAUUGGGGGCAUGCUGCAGGACUACUUUCUGGACCUCUGCUUCUACCUGAAGAAGAGUGACAUAAUAACCCUCAAGAAGUAUUUUGACGCCCUCCAGGAGGACCCAGAUGUCAUAUGCCGCAGGUUCUACCUGAGCUUCUCGGAAGACAUCAUGGAUCUGUCCCAGUCUGUGGCCUAGAGCAGAGCUCAGCAGCCACUCAGCCUGUCCCUUCCCUGUCCUUGUUGAGUUCUAUCUUUAUUAAAUGCUGACAG
Chinchilla lanigera (long-tailed chinchilla) is the source of this 3997-nucleotide messenger RNA. RefSeq names its product maestro heat-like repeat family member 5. Gene Ontology annotation, cellular component: cytoplasm. Bases 477 to 3923 code for a protein of 1148 amino acids. The record is from RefSeq and is a predicted model, not a curated record. NCBI's taxonomy places the organism in Eukaryota, Metazoa, Chordata, Mammalia, Rodentia, Chinchillidae. The transcript has 31 exons.